AUGACCAUGUGUGCGUCACCAAUUUUGCUAAAUAAGAUUUCCUCUGCAUUUCAGCUCGUCCGGAUCUUGGGGACGGUUGUCUGUGUCGGACUUGCUAUGUCUAAAUUGCCGGUCUCCCCAUUUACAGUUGCCAUAAAAGGUCUGAAGCUGAUUGGAGAUUCAGCUGGGACCGAAGCGGAAAUGGAGGAGCUGCUGGAGAUGGCGGUUAGGGGGGAUGUGGUGACGAUUCUCGAGGUGAAGGAGUCGUAG
Pseudogymnoascus verrucosus is the source of this 249-nucleotide messenger RNA. RefSeq lists its product as uncharacterized. Lineage: Eukaryota; Fungi; Ascomycota; Leotiomycetes; Thelebolales; Thelebolaceae. The transcript is spliced from 2 exons. The record is from RefSeq and is a predicted model, not a curated record. Bases 1 to 249 code for a protein of 82 amino acids.